Messenger RNA from Fundulus heteroclitus (mummichog), 1935 nucleotides. It is a transcript of the gene plekhb2, whose product is annotated as pleckstrin homology domain containing, family B (evectins) member 2. Gene Ontology annotation, biological process: regulation of cell differentiation. The coding region runs from base 200 to 868 and encodes 222 amino acids. Lineage: Eukaryota; Metazoa; Chordata; Actinopteri; Cyprinodontiformes; Fundulidae. The record is from RefSeq and is a predicted model, not a curated record. The transcript is spliced from 8 exons. Gene Ontology annotation, cellular component: membrane.
GAAGAUGCUCAGUGGGCGGGGCUUAACGCCGGCCACAGACCGACGGCAGAUAACGGCCACUUUGUUCAGCGGUCGGACGUUUCUUGGUCCGAGCCACACGUCGUGUCUUUUUUUGUGCAUAUCACUUCCGCGUUCUCGGUAUCCUCGAGAAAGGUUAUCUUGGCCAAAAACACUUUAAGGACUCAAGUGUGCUUCUGACAUGGCUAUGGUAAAGAGUGGCUGGCUCCACAGGCAAAGCACCAUCCUACGUCGGUGGAAAAAGAACUGGUUUGACCUAUGGGCCGACGGACGCCUGGUGUUCUACAACGACCAGCAGCGGCGCGACAUGGAGGACGACAUCCACAUGAGAGUCCACUGCAUUAACAUCCGCAGCUCCGCCGCCUGCCGUGAGCUGAACCCACCGGAGGGGAAGACGCGUGACGCGCUGUUCCAGAUAGUGUGCAGAGACGGGCGGGUCAUCAGCCUGUGUGCAGAUAGUGCAGAUGAUGCCUUAGCUUGGACCAUGGCACUGCAGGAUGCCCGAAUCAAUGCGGUGGUUGCUGCUCCUCAGAUCGGCUUUGUGCAGGAAGUCGUGGCAUCUGCUCCUCCACCUUACUCAGAAUAUGCCCAACCGCAGGUUUAUGCCCCAGGCCCAUACGGAGACUACACAGCUCCACCCGCUCAUCCCACACAGAUUAUAUACUCUGGCGACGGGCAGCCCUACGUUGUUGCUUACCCACAUCAAUAUCAAGGAGGAUACGUUGGCCCAGGAGUGAACCACGUCGUGAUCCGGGAGCGGCAGCGCGACGACGCCGGGGACGUGGCUCUGGGCAUGCUCGCCGGAGCUGCCACCGGUCUAGCACUCGGCUCCCUCUUCUCCGUCUUCUAGUUUGUACCGCUUCACUAACCGCUCCUCGUGUUAUUUCCGGCUUACAGGAUGGGCUCUUGUCUGCGCAGUCACACGAUUUCCAACGAAGCGUCCGCUGGACUACUUCAACGAGACAUGACUGUGACAGAGUGAAUUACGUAGUGAAUACUUUUAGCACUUUCCAAUAUUCCCAGACAGUGUUGCUCCUUUCGUGAUGUUUGCAUAGACAUAUUUUUAACCAAAAACUGUAACUAUUACUCUCUUUAGGCAGUUAUUUAAAUGUCAUGAAGGAAGAUAAUUCAUUACGUGCAUGUGGUUUCCUCAGUUUGAUCCAGUGUUCCAGACAGAUGGGCUUUAUAUCAGCUACAUGAACCUCAGCCCUCCUCGUUUUUUUUGUACUGUAACCUUUGUUCGCCUUUUCUUUGUGUUUUCCGCAGACCUGCCGUGUGUCUCUGGUUUCUUUGUGCUUGUGACAGCUCGAGAGGGGCCUUGUGUAAGGCACAGGACACGUUAAAGCAAUAAAUAAUUUGAUUGGAGCAUUUUUAAAGUCAUUUGGAGACAUUUUGGGUUUCAUGGUUUUGACUCCUAAAAAUGACACUCUGUAAGCACACUGGCAUUAGCCUGAAGUUUAAAGGGACAUUGCUUUUCUGCAGUCUUCCACUUCCACGCACCAUUGUCUUUUUUUUUUUUUUUUGUUAACUUAUCGGCAGCUGUUGAAUUGUACUUCCUGUUUUGAUCUGUUUGUAUAGAUGUUAUGUUUUUGCCUUUGUUCUCGUUCUUGAUGCACAAAUGACCUCCACUGAAGUUUCAGUUGACCUAUUUCCUCCCUAAAACCCUAAAACUAUGCAUGGCAAUUAGGACUAUUCAGUUAUAUUAUCUGCACUGAUGGCCUUUCCCAUGACAUCUUUUCAUUAGCAUAAGAAAUAUCAAAGAAAUCCUUUUUCCAAAUAGCAUAACACUCCAGUCAGCAGUUUUCCAGUAAUUUCUAAACGUGUUUAAAGGUGUGGAAUAACUGGACUCAGUUGCACUGAUUAAAUCAAGAUGCUAACUAAGAUGUAUUUUAACAAAUAAAUAUAUCCACAACGUUA